Kwoniella botswanensis is the source of this 1242-nucleotide messenger RNA. RefSeq lists its product as uncharacterized. The record is from RefSeq and is a predicted model, not a curated record. The coding region runs from base 1 to 1242 and encodes 413 amino acids. NCBI's taxonomy places the organism in Eukaryota, Fungi, Basidiomycota, Tremellomycetes, Tremellales, Cryptococcaceae. The transcript has 3 exons.
AUGACAUACCGACGACUGCUCACAUCCCUGGCUUCCCAUCCUCCUUCCUCAACAUCCCGACUAAUCCCACCCUACGCUCAACACCUACCCUCACUCUCAGAAACACCCUCCUCGUCGUUGAGACCACCAUAUACACACCAGGUCCCAGCAGAUGUAAAAGUGAUCAAUAGAUCACUCAAGUCACCAAAGAAAUUCGAGUUGUUACUCUCAAACGAUAAGAACAGUACGACCGAGUUGGAUCAAUGGAGGAAUAUGAUACUCUCGAAUGAUCAAAGUAGAUCCGACGUACUGAGCAGAUGGAGGGAGGUAGUAGCUGGCUUACAGAGGUUGAAGGAUGGUCAUAACGAGGUUCCUCAGAUAGCAUUUCAGCAACUCACCUCCGAGCUAUCUUCGGCAUCUACGACGGACAAAAUCAAGGACACCGGUCUAGUGGUGAUCAGAGAUGUGGUGAGGGAUUCGGAGGCUACCGAAUGGGCCAGAGAAAUACUGUUGAGUGUCGGCGAAAGAGGUGGUAGAGCUGUAUACUGGCACCCCUCCCUCUUAUCCGCCCGAGCUAACCCAUCCAUUCUCUCUGCCAACUCGCAAAUCUCAUCUGUUCUCCUCUCAUCCCCUGAAGUAUACGUAACGGCCUCAACAAUAAUCGAGGGUCUACAUCCCUCACCCAACGUCCCCUCAUCGACUCCCACAGAUCUAUGGUCAACUCCUAAAUCACUUCUAUCCCAUCUGACUCUGACUCCCAGUAUUCCAACAUCGUCGACUAUCGUCUCGCCAACAAUUCUAGCAGCAGAAUAUGCAGCACUGCGACCAUUCUUCCGAUCGGUCAAAUCUAAAAUAUCAUUCUAUUCCGAUUCAUCUUCUGAGUAUCUCAACCUUGACAAUUGGGAAUUACUCGAUCCUUCUUCUUCAGCAUUGACAUCAGGACCCGAGCUGGAUCUACCCCAUUUGGAAUCUGUCCAAAUCAUUCAUCCCGAACUGAGACCAGGAGAUAUGGUAUUCCACCAUUCAUCUUUACCUAUCACCACUUCCCCUAACAGCGGUCAGGUAUUCUUACCUCUUCAUCCUGUUCUGAAGAGUUCAGCUGGAUCUGCCGAAUGGAUAGAAGAGCAGAAGGAGGCUUUUGAAAAAGGCGUACCUCCCCCCGGGGCUAUGGUGGAUGAUAAAGAGGGAUUAUGGCUUUUGGAGGAGAAAGGUGAUAGGAGGUUGAUAGAAAGUAGAGCAGGAAGGGAUGCUAUGGGUUAUUAG